Symbiodinium sp. CCMP2456 is the source of this 1218-nucleotide messenger RNA. NCBI's taxonomy places the organism in Eukaryota, Dinophyceae, Suessiales, Symbiodiniaceae. The record is from the annotation of a GenBank genome assembly.
GUGCCUAUAGCUUGGGCUGCGAUCCUCUACUUCCAAAACGGUGAGGCUGCCUUGCUAGCCUGCGUGGCGCUGUUGGGCGUAGGUGCUUUUCUGGCUUGUCUCGCCUGUGCCCACAUGAAUGAACUCACCAAAGCUGCGGCCAUCAUCCAGUUGUCCUGCGAGUGCGUGCUCUCCUCUCCUCUGCUGCAGCUCGGGCCCUUAGGGGUGCUUGCGACAAGACUCUGCACGACCGGCCUCAUGGUGUCUUGCCUCUUCAUCUCGCCGGCAGGUCUCUACUACAACCAUCAGCAUCAUCAUUUCAGGUUCGACUGCGGGCAGGACUCCUGUCCCGCCAACCUGACCUUCUUCGUCUGGUGGUUGGGCAUGUUCCUUUGGACGGAUAGCACGAUCACUGCGAGUUGGGAGUUCGGCGUCGCCUACCUGGCGUCUGCCUUCUACACGACUGGUGGUGCAUGCGAGGCGAAGCCCGGUACUCGAGAAAAUUGCGAGCAUCUGUCGCACUUCUUUUGGGUGCUGUUCCGGUUCCACUUCGGUACCAUGGUCAAGGCAGCCGUGAUCAUCGGAUUCUUGCGUCCCUUUCGCUUCCUUCUGGGAACGCUUACGGCAGCCGCUCGGAUAGAUCACAACCUGCUGGGCUCCUUCAUCUCCGUCUGCUGCGGCUGCGUCGUGGACGUCUACGAGCGCCACUUCGAGAAGUUCUCUGCAAAUGCUUACAUCGAGGUUGCGCUCUCCUCCGAGCCACUGUGGAGCGCUGCCAAGAAGGCAAGCGAGAUAAGCCACCUUCAGGUGAAAACUGCAGGAUCCCUCAACGGCACGACCUUCAUCUUUCAGUUGAUCUGUGGAGCGAUGGUGUGGUGGGCGGGGUACUUCAUCGUCUACUUGACCGUGGGCGGCUACAUCCCGGGCCUCGAAGGCUACGGGGACCCGUUCUCGGGACACUAUAUCGGCAACCCGCACCUGUGGUCCAAUGCUGGGGGAAUCCUGGCUGUGCUCGUGGCUUUUCCCUACAUGAUGGUUUUCGACGCAGCGUCAGACACCAUCCUCUACUGUGCCAUGAGUGACAAGGUGCGGCAGACGGACGGGACCGACGACUCUUCUUGGGCCGGGUGGUCAGACGUCGUGGGCCGCUUCUCCAAAGGCGUCGCGCAAGCGUUAAGCCUCAGCUCCAGCGACGAUGAGAGCUCCGGAACAUCUGGAAGCUCCUCUCUGUGGGGGUGA